Rhinolophus ferrumequinum (greater horseshoe bat) is the source of this 3951-nucleotide messenger RNA. RefSeq names its product heterogeneous nuclear ribonucleoprotein U like 1 (gene HNRNPUL1). The transcript has 15 exons. NCBI's taxonomy places the organism in Eukaryota, Metazoa, Chordata, Mammalia, Chiroptera, Rhinolophidae. The record is from RefSeq and is a predicted model, not a curated record. The coding region runs from base 163 to 2736 and encodes 857 amino acids. Gene Ontology annotation, molecular function: protein binding.
CUACGGAAGAGGGGGAGGAGGUGGCGGCGGCCAUUUUGAGCUGCCGCGGCCAUUGGAGUAGCCCCCCCCUUUCCCCCUUCGCCUUCUGACAGGAAAGGUUUAAGGGGGUCAGAGGCCUGGGAGGCAGGGCCGGGCUCGGGGGCCGCCCCGGGGGCCCGGGCCAUGGAUGUGCGCCGUCUGAAGGUGAACGAACUUCGUGAGGAGCUGCAGCGCCGCGGCCUGGACACUCGCGGCCUCAAGGCCGAGCUUGCUGAGCGGCUGCAGGCGGCGCUGGAGGCCGAGGAGCCCGACGACGAGCGGGAGCUCGAGGCCGACGACGAACCGGGGAGACCCGGGCACAACAACGAGGAGGUCGAGACCGAGGGGGGCUCCGAGCUGGAGGGGACCGCGCAGCCACCGCCGCCCGGGCUGCAGCCGCACCCGGAGCCUGGCGGCUACUCGGGGCCGGACGGACAUUAUGUCAUGGACAAUAUUACCAGGCAGAACCAAUUCUAUGAGACGCAGGUCAUCAAACAGGAGAACGAGUCAGGCUAUGAGAAGAGGCCUCUGGAAGUGGAGCAGCCCCAGGCCUAUCACCCAGCAGUAGAAGUGAAGACAGAGAUGAAGCAGGAAGCACCCACCAGCUUCCUCCCUCCUGAAGCAUCUCAACUGAAGCCAGAAAGGCAGCAAUUCCAGAGUCGCAAGAGGCCUUAUGAAGAAAACCGGGGACGGGGGUACUUCGAGCACCGAGAGGAUAGGAGGGGCCGCUCUCCUCAGCCUCCUGCUGAAGAGGAUGAAGAUGACUUUGAUGACACCCUCGUUGCCAUCGACACAUAUAACUGCGACCUCCACUUCAAGGUGGCCCGAGACCGGAGUAGUGGCUACCCACUCACAAUCGAGGGCUUUGCAUACCUGUGGUCAGGAGCCCGUGCCAGCUAUGGGGUCAGAAGGGGCCGUGUGUGCUUCGAGAUGAAGAUCAAUGAGGAAAUCGCUGUGAAGCACCUUCCAUCCACGGAGCCCGAUCCGCAUGUCGUCCGCAUCGGCUGGUCCCUGGACUCCUGUAGCACCCAGCUAGGCGAAGAGCCUUUCUCCUAUGGCUAUGGAGGCACUGGGAAGAAGUCCACCAGUAGCCGGUUUGAGAACUACGGAGACAAGUUUGCAGAGAAUGAUGUGAUUGGCUGCUUUGCGGACUUCGAAUGUGGAAAUGACGUGGAACUUUCCUUCACCAAGAACGGGAAGUGGAUGGGUAUUGCUUUCCGAAUUCAGAAGGAAGCGUUGGGGGGUCAGGCCCUCUACCCUCAUGUCCUGGUGAAGAAUUGUGCAGUAGAGUUCAACUUCGGGCAGAGGGCAGAGCCCUACUGUUCUGUCCUGCCUGGCUUCACCUUCAUCCAGCAUCUUCCCCUGAGUGAGCGGAUCCGGGGUACUGUCGGACCAAAGACCAAAGCAGAGUGUGAGAUUCUGAUGAUGGUGGGCCUGCCUGCUGCUGGGAAGACCACGUGGGCCAUCAAACAUGCAGCCUCCAACCCCUCCAAGAAGUACAAUAUCCUGGGGACAAAUGCCAUCAUGGAUAAGAUGCGGGUGAUGGGCCUGCGCCGGCAGCGGAAUUACGCUGGCCGCUGGGACGUCCUGAUCCAGCAGGCCACCCAGUGCCUCAACCGCCUCAUCCAGAUCGCCGCCCGCAAGAAACGCAACUACAUCCUAGACCAGACAAACGUUUAUGGGUCAGCGCAGAGACGAAAAAUGAGACCAUUUGAAGGCUUCCAGCGCAAAGCUAUUGUCAUUUGUCCCACUGACGAGGACCUAAAAGACCGAACAAUAAAGCGAACCGACGAGGAAGGGAAAGACGUCCCAGAUCACGCGGUCUUGGAAAUGAAAGCCAACUUCACGUUGCCAGACGCUGGGGACUUCCUGGACGAGGUGCUGUUCAUUGAGCUGCAGAGGGAGGAAGCAGACAAGCUGGUGAGGCAGUACAACGAGGAAGGCCGCAAGGCUGGGCCACCCCCUGAAAAGCGCUUUGACAACCGAGGCAGCGGUGGCUUCCGGGGCCGUGGGGGUGGUGGCAGUUUCCAACGCUACGACAACCGAGGCCCCCCCGGGGGCAACCGAGGAGGCUUCCAGAACCGAGGGGGAGGCAGCGGUGGAGGAGGCAGCUACCGAGGAGGUUUCAACCGCAGCGGAGGUGGUGGCUAUAACCCGAACCGCUGGGGUAACAACAGCCGGGAUAACAACUCCAACAACAGAGGCAGCUACAGCCGCGCUCCCCAGCAGCAGCCACCCCCACAGCAGCCGCCACCGCCACAGCCACCACCGCAGCAACCGCCGCCACCGCCCAGCUACAGCCCUGUUCGGAACCCACCGGGGGCCGGCAGCUACAGCAAGAACAGCAACAUCCCUGGCUCUGGCGCCAGCACCAGCACCCCCGCCGUCAGCAGCUACAGCCCUCCUCAGCCGAGUUACAGCCAGCCACCCUACAACCAGGGAGGUUACAGCCAGGGCUAUACAGCCCCACCACCUCCACCUCCACCUCCACCUGCCUACAACUAUGGGAGCUACGGCGGCUACACCCCAGCACCCUACACCCCACCACCGCCCCCUACCGCACAGACCUACCCUCAGCCGAGCUAUAACCAGUAUCAGCAGUAUGCCCAGCAGUGGAACCAGUACUAUCAGAACCAGGGCCAGUGGCCGCCAUACUACGGGAACUAUGACUACGGGAGCUACACCGGGAACACGCAGGGGGGCACGAGCACUCAGUAGCCAGUGUGCCCCGGAGGCCCCUGCCGCUUCCUCCACCAGCGUCCACCCUGACCCCUCAUCUGCCCCCACCGGGUCCCGUGGUGCUGGGGAAUGGGCCAUCCCAGGGCUGCCUCCCCUCUGAGGGGCUUCUUCCCCCACACAGGGCUGGGCGUUUUUCUCUGGAUUCAAACAGGCAACAAUAAACUUUUAUUUUCUGUUUCUCCCCCCACCUCCCUCCCCCUCCCUCCCCCUCCUUUCCCCGCCUUCUUUUCCUUCUCCUCCUCCUCCUCUUCCCUUCCUCCUUUUUGACUAAAGACCCCUCCUUUCCCUUGGUCACACAGUGAGGCUGAGGGCAGGACCCCUUCCUAUCCACUCAUCCCAACCCUGCUCCAGCCCCUUGGCUUCCCGGACCCUCGGCUUCCCAGACCCUCAUGCAGUUGGUUGUAAAUUCUUCCAGAAGCUGUUUUACUGUCUACUUUUCAGGAUUUAAAAAAAAAAAAAAUCAAAAACUUUUUUAAAAAAAGUUUAAAAAGCAACAUGUGGAGGGAGGAAGCAGUGACAGAUUUUUUUUUUUGUAAUUAUGCUUUUUUUUAAUUUUUAGAAUUUGUCCGUUUUUACUGUGGGUCAGCUGUUGAUAUUUCAUCGGGAUAACCAUUUCCUUGCUGAAUUCAGGCAACCACGGAAGAGCCACACCCUCAAAACAAAACAAAAAACCACAGAAUCAUCUUUAACCUAACUUUUUAUACGAUGUCUCAGUUUCUCAUAACUUUGCACACAAGCUUCUGUGUUGAGUUGUAACUGCUUUUUGUAUUUGGAGAGAGUGUGACUAUUGAACUUGAAACCUUUUAUUCCGGGCGUCUUGGUAGUUUCUGGUGGGAUUAAGUGGGCAAGAGGGGAAAAGGGGAGGUGGGGGGCUUCUUCCUUUCAGAACUCCCACUACCUCCUCUCCAGAGGUCUCCCAGGUGCCACACUUAAAGGUUUAUCCUACAGUGAUCCUCUGAUUAUUUUUAACUUCCCCUUGACCCAUAUGUUUUAACAGGAUUUUAACAAACUGCACUUAUUAAGAAAUGUGUUUGCCCUGUUCUAUUUUGUUUUCUUUCAAUAAAUGGCAUGGCACCUCCUAGCAGGAAGGAAGUGGGGUUAAAACCCUGAAGUGUUACUGCAGUGGCCUUUAAUUGGGGUGGGGCCUUUCCAAGGGGACAUUAUUUACUCAUUCAUUAAACACUUUUUGAGGGA